This is a messenger RNA of Aspergillus fischeri NRRL 181, 873 nucleotides long. Its product is annotated as Zn(II)2Cys6 transcription factor domain-containing protein. Gene Ontology annotation, biological process: regulation of DNA-templated transcription. The coding region runs from base 1 to 873 and encodes 290 amino acids. The record is from RefSeq and is a predicted model, not a curated record. The transcript is spliced from 3 exons. Lineage: Eukaryota; Fungi; Ascomycota; Eurotiomycetes; Eurotiales; Aspergillaceae. Gene Ontology annotation, molecular function: DNA-binding transcription factor activity, RNA polymerase II-specific; zinc ion binding.
AUGACGGCACGUCAAUCGUCACCCACAUCGGACCACUCACAUUCGGACGGCAAUGUUCGCAAGAGGUGUGACGGCGCCAAUCCAUGUGGACGGUGUAGGGCAGACAAUGCCAUCUGCGUCUUUGGCGAGAGGAAGAAGGCCCAUGAUAAAGUGUACCCCAAGGGAUACGUUGAGAUGCUGGAGCAGCAACAGGCUUGGCUGGUAUAUGGUCUUCAGGAACUAUAUCGACGCUCCAGCGAGGGUGAAGGGUGGCCGGGAGAGCCGUUAAAAUGCGAAGCAAACGGCCACCCUCUGACGCAUGAUCUGCUCACACGGCUUGGCGCUCUCGAUCAAAGUAAAGGCGAACGCUUCGAGGAGAACACCGAGGUUAUGCAGCAGGAAUUGUGGAAGCAGAAUGCCGGCCACAUGCAACGACAGGAUUCAUCAGAUGGCAGUUCCGAGAGUGCGCAAUCGCCCAUCACAACGUCGCGCUUCGCAGACGCCUUCUCACGACAUCAACUUCCUCCCACGCCUCCAAAUCUCAGCCCAGCAGCGCGUAGCCAGGCACCGACGAUCAAGGCUGAACCCCAGAUGGCUCCCCACAAUCCCGCAUACAUUGCGCCCAUGUCGAUGCAAGGGGUAGUAAACCCCAUCGCCUUACAAGGUCCACCGCAAUGGCCUAACAGCAGCUUCGGAACCUUUGACGAGAUGGACAUGAUGGGGCCGUCCGACUUUACCAGUCUUUCCUUCGAUGAUCAGUUAUCAUCACCGAUGUUCAACCGGCAGAUUCCAAUCAACUGCGUAACAUCGGCCUCAUUCAUGGAUACGAAGAGCGACUACGAGGACUUCAAUCAAUUUCUGAAUCCGAAUCCGACGGAGAUAACGUCCAUCUAG